Salarias fasciatus (jewelled blenny) is the source of this 1448-nucleotide messenger RNA. Its product is annotated as keratin, type I cytoskeletal 13-like. The coding region runs from base 54 to 1370 and encodes 438 amino acids. Gene Ontology annotation, cellular component: cytoskeleton. Lineage: Eukaryota; Metazoa; Chordata; Actinopteri; Blenniiformes; Blenniidae. The record is from RefSeq and is a predicted model, not a curated record. The transcript has 8 exons. Gene Ontology annotation, molecular function: structural molecule activity.
CCUCACUCUCUCUCUCUCUCCUCCUGCACUCAGCUCAGCCUGCAGCCUCCAUCAUGUCCUCCUACCGCACCACCAGCAACACCACGGUGCGCAGCUCCGGCCGCAGCGUCAGCGGCGGCGGCGGCUUCGGCGGCGGCGGCUUCGGCGGCGGCUUCGUGGCCUCCAAAGCCCGCAGCGUGUACGGCGGCGCGACCGGCAGCGGGGUGCGCAUCUCCUCCGUGUCCGGCGGCGGUGCUGCAGCCUACGGCGGCGGCGGCGGCAGCGGCGGAUACUCCGUGAGCUACAGCGUGUCCGGCAUGGACAGCGGCGUGAUCGGCAACGAGAAGUUCACCAUGCAGAACCUGAACGACCGCCUGGCCUCCUACCUGGAGAAGGUGCGCUCCCUGGAGAAGGCCAACGCCGAGCUGGAGCUCAAGAUCCGCCAGUUCCUGGACAGCAAGGCCGGGCCCGCCACGCGGGACUACAGCGCCUACUUCGCCACCAUCGCUGACCUGCAGGGCAAGAUCCAGAAUGCAGUGAAGGUGAACGGAGCGAUCCACCUCAGCAUCGACAACGCACGCCUCGCCGCCGACGACUUCAGGCUGAAGUACGAGAACGAGCUGGCCAUGCGCCAGUCGGUGGAGAGCGACAUCGCCGGGCUCAGGAGGGUCCUGGACGAGCUGACGCUGGCCAGGACCGACCUGGAGAUGCAGAUCGAGGGCCUGAAGGAGGAGCUCAUCUUCCUCAAGAAGAACCACGAGGAGGAGCUGCUGGCCAUGAGGUCUCAGAUGAGCGGACAGGUGAACGUGGAGGUGGACGCCGCCCCUCAGGCCGACCUCAACUCCACCCUGGCCGAAAUCAGAGAGUACUACGAGGGCGUCACCAUGAAGAACAAGAGAGACCUGGAGGCCUGGUUCAAAUCGAGGUCCGAGGAGCUCAGUAAGGAGGUCAUCACGCAGACAGAAACGCUCAACACGUCGCGGUCGGAGAUCACAGAGCUCAAGCGAACACUGCAGGGGCUGGAGAUCGAGCUGCAGUCCCAGCUGAGCAUGAAAGCGUCUCUGGAGGCCACUCUGGCCGAAACGCAGAACCGGUACGCCAUGCAGCUCGCCGGGUACCAGUCGCAGGUGGCGUGUCUAGAGGAGCAGCUGGUUCAGCUGAGGGCCGACCUGGAGCGUCAGUCCGCCGAGUACCAGAUGCUGCUGGACAUCAAGACCAGGCUGGAGCUGGAGAUCGCAGAGUACCGCCGCCUGCUGGACGGAGAGGGCGGCAGCAGCACCAGCUCAUCCUCGACCAGGACCACCACCAAGCGCGUGGUGACCGUGACAGAGGAAGUCGUGGACGGGAAGGUGGUGGCCACCUCCACCAGCUCCUCCACCUUGGCCCGUUGAUCUCAACAAGCCAAUCAGAAGUCUUCUCUUCAGCACUGUCGAGCAGAAGUUCUGAACAGACAAUAAAGAGAGUCCAAG